AACACUGUAGCGGAUUUCUUACCAUUUUCUCUGCUGUUAAUGGAAGCCAAACCCUAGCGUCUGUCAUGCAGUUUGAACAGAGAAUAAAUCCUCAUUAAAUCACUCAAUUUAAUUCGAUUCUACCUAGUUAAGGAGUGUAGAUCUCGAAUUUGUGGUUGAUUGCGGAUGGAUUUGGUGUGCUGAGUGUGUUGGAUUAGUUGAAGCUUUGGUUCUGCGUCGAUGGAGCCUCGCGUUGGGAGCAAGUACCGAUUAGGUCGGAAAAUAGGCAGCGGAUCCUUUGGUGAGAUCUAUCUUGGAACAAAUGUUCAAACUAAUGAGGAGGUGGCAAUCAAGCUGGAAAAUGUGAAGACAAAGCAUCCUCAGUUGCUGUACGAGUCAAAACUGUACAGAAUUUUGCAGGGAGGAACCGGGAUACCAAAUGUGAGAUGGUUUGGUGUUGAAUUAGACUAUAAUGUUCUAGUUAUGGACUUGCUUGGACCCAGCCUUGAAGAUUUAUUCAAUUUUUGCAGUAGGAAAUUUUCCCUGAAGACAGUUCUCAUGCUCGCUGAUCAAAUGAUCAAUAGGGUUGAAUUUGUACAUUCAAAAUCAUUUUUACAUCGAGAUAUCAAGCCUGAUAAUUUCCUCAUGGGCUUGAGUCGUCGUGCAAACCAGGUUUAUAUCAUUGACUUUGGUCUUGCAAAGAAAUUUAGGGACAGUUCGACACACCAACACAUCCCUUAUAGGGAGAACAAAAACUUGACUGGAACAGCUCGAUAUGCCAGUAUGAAUACUCAUCUCGGAAUAGAACAAAGUAGGAGAGAUGAUUUGGAAUCGCUUGGAUUUGUAUUGAUGUAUUUCUUAAGAGGAAGCCUUCCUUGGCAGGGACUAAAAGCGGGAACUAAAAAACAGAAAUAUGAGAGGAUAAGUGAGAAAAAAGUUCAAACUUCCAUUGAGGCAUUAUGUCGGGGUUAUCCAACUGAAUUUGCAUCUUAUUUUCAUUACUGCCGCUCACUGCGAUUUGAAGACAAGCCUGAAUAUUCUUAUCUCAAGAGAAUUUUCCGUGAUCUCUUCAUUCGUGAAGGUUUCCAAUUCGACUACGUUUUCGAUUGGACCAUUUUAAAGUACCAGCAGUCUCAAAUGGCGGCUCCUCCUCCUCGCGCACUUGGUCCCAAUGCAGGGACAAGCUCGGGACUACCCCCUGCAGUUCCCAGCGGCGAACGUCUGCCGGCCUUUUUUGCCGCAGGUGAAGAAGAGGGGAUUCAAGUUGGACCUUCUUCGGCGGAUCCUUCCAGAAGAAGUUCUGUACAGCUCAUUAAUCCUGCUAGCAUAGCCAGGCAGAAAAGUCCUGCAAAUGAUUCGACUAGCAAGGAUGCUGUGCUCUCGAGCUCGACUUUCUUCGGGAGGUCAAGCGGAGCGCAAAGACGAACUGCUGUUUCCGGAAACGAUUCGGACCCGACUCGCUCCCGCACGCCCGAGACGAGUCCCGCGACGGGAAACCGAGUAUCGAGCAGCCAAAGAGCCUCCGACCCCCCGAAGCACAAUGGCCCUUCAAGUAGGAACAGUUCGAGCACCAAGAACUACGAUGCUGCCGUUAAGGGCAUCGAGAAUCUGCAUUUUGACGACGACGAAAGGUAUCAUUAAAGACGUAAUAUAUUCCUGUAAAUCGGCAUUAAUUAGUAGCGUUCGACAAACAUCGACGACGACGACGAUAACGACGCAGAAGAAUUGGUGUGGUUUGUGGUGGGUAAGGUUGGUUGUUGGUGUGGUUUGUGGGUCUUUUAAUUCCAUGUGCUAUUCCUCCUCCUCGGCCUCCUGUCUUUACAUCUUCUCUUAUUGUCUGCUUGGGAUUCGUUCAUCGUUUCUAAGUUCUAACCCACCCUUUGUUUGUUUGUUUGGUUUCUGAAUUGUAAAAUUGCCCACUCCUACUUCUUCUUACUGCUACUGCUAAUAUUGGUGUUUUUAUUUUCUUUUGAUAACAUAGAAAUUUGGGCUA
Andrographis paniculata is the source of this 1972-nucleotide messenger RNA. Its product is annotated as casein kinase 1-like protein 1. Gene Ontology annotation, cellular component: nucleus; cytoplasm. NCBI's taxonomy places the organism in Eukaryota, Viridiplantae, Streptophyta, Magnoliopsida, Lamiales, Acanthaceae. Gene Ontology annotation, biological process: endocytosis; signal transduction; peptidyl-serine phosphorylation. The transcript is spliced from 14 exons. The record is from RefSeq and is a predicted model, not a curated record. The coding region runs from base 220 to 1620 and encodes 466 amino acids. Gene Ontology annotation, molecular function: protein serine/threonine kinase activity; ATP binding.